Messenger RNA from Rhipicephalus sanguineus (brown dog tick), 2887 nucleotides. Its product is annotated as oocyte zinc finger protein XlCOF28-like. Lineage: Eukaryota; Metazoa; Arthropoda; Arachnida; Ixodida; Ixodidae. Bases 1038 to 1535 code for a protein of 165 amino acids. The record is from RefSeq and is a predicted model, not a curated record. The transcript is spliced from 2 exons.
AAUAUGGUUAAUGGUAAAAAAGUGUUAAAAUACUCCAUUCUUGGAAUGUAUGUCAGUGCUGUCAUGAGUAUCGAUCAAAAACUGUUCACAUGAAUGUAUUUGGUACUAGUAUUACAUUAAAUUUUCUGCGCGCUUUAAACAAGAUGCAUUUGCACACUGGCUAAGUAAUUAAAGUACUGUACGUGUGCGUGCUUGUGUGUGUGUGUAUAUGUGUAUGAUGAGUAAGCAACCCGUGUAACCUGCAUUAUUGCUGUGAUACUGACCGCUGCCUCGGGAGAGGUAUUUUGUGCAUAGAGCUGAUUCAUACUCCUGAUUGUUCCAGCAUUUGAGUAUGUAAAUUGCUGUUGUUGAUGAUUUGAUGUGAUUGCUGCUAGAUUACGAAUUUCAUCUUGCUUAGACGUAUAAGUCUGCUUUGCUGUAAGCAUCAUUGUCUUGUAGACAUUACAUUUGUUAGCUUUUGUACGCGGCACUUGAAGACCUAUUCACUCGUUCCACUUGUUUGCUGUAUGUGUAAUUGUUUGUUGUCAUGAGGUCUGACGGCAACUGCAUCUUAGUUGGGCACAUUUUGGAAAUUCUCUCUUAGCCCAGGUUUAGGUGCACAAUUAAGAACUCCAGACGGCCGAAACUAAUUUAGAGUGCCCUGAUAUGGCAUAUUCUACGGGCAAGUGCUCACUUGAUUAUUCAGAUUGCCUUUUCCGAAACUCCAGCUGUAAUUUGGCAAAAGUGGGAGAUGCCCCUCCUCCACCACUUUGUAAAAUGAGUGAAUGCAUUGAACAGCUCUUAGUGUUCAGUGAUUUUGAAGGUUCACAAAACGGUGCCAGAGUUACGACAGGACAAUAGCUAUAGUGCAAGGCGGAGUUGAAGGACGUAGUAAGACACGGGAAUGAGUGGUGUGUUACCGUGUCAUUCAUCCCCAAGUUGUGCUGUAGCUAUUGUCAUGACCUCCCAACUAACCCAAGCUGCCACGUUUCUAAGUUGCGGUAGACUUCUAAUUUCUUCUGCUUUGUUGUUUCAGAACGAGUUGCUUCGAUCUGUCCAUGAGGCCAGCCACUUUGCUUGCAUCGGAAGCCAACAGCCACAUCAGCGACUUCGAAACGUGGGGUGCCAGUGUGAGCCAAGUCACAGACGACAUUGGAUUCCCAGAAUGCGACGGAGCGAGCAUCUUGAAGUGUAGCCACUGUGACUUCACAAGCCAUGAUGCAACUGAGCUGGUCACGCACCAGCAACACGCCCACGCAGUUGCCGAUCCGGGGGUGCGCUACCAGUGCCACUUGUGCGAGUCCUCGUUUGUGUACCACAGACGCCUGCUGCGCCACUUGCAGAUGCACGCCAACUCGAACGCCGUUCGCUGCACCUACUGCUCCAAGAAGUUCUCGAGCAGGAAACACCUUUCGCGCCACGUCCACACGAUGCACUUGAGCGUCCAGGUCCACCCCUGCCACCUGUGCCCGAGCAAGUUCUCGCGCAAGGACAACCUCGUCGCUCACAUGCGCAAGAACCAUCCCACGUUGCCAAGCGACGACGCAGUGUCUUGAGUAAAGGGCAUGAGACACGUGGCAGACAACAAAGAAGAUGUCAUGGUGCGAGAUUUGAAGGGAAAAGUGCUUGAUGGUGUGCAGCGAUCGUGUUGCUAUGCAAUGUUACACAAGGGUGUGCACCGUAGUGGAAAGAUACUCUCAGCGCAGCAUGGCCAUAUUUCAUGAAAGUGCACCAGUUCAGCCCGGUGAACAGUACGAGUGAUGGGACAAGAGGUAAGGUAACAACGAGGACAUACCCUAUUUUUCCGCGUAUAACCCACACGCAAAGUGCAGAAAAUUCAUAGUUAAAGUCAGGGUGCAGGUUGUAUGAGAAUAUCUGCUUGCAAGGUGGCUUCACUGCUGUGCAAGCAAGGAAGAUGGCUGCAACAGCAACGGCUGAAACUGACAGUAGACGAUGAUGGGGCUGUGACACCGGUGACUGAAAUCGAGUGAAAAUGAAGUUUUAGCAAUCUUCCAGCACUACUGGUAGUGAAGAUGUAAGACUUGUUUGCUUGGUUGAAAUGUUUGGAGAAUACAAGAUCUUUUAAAAAAUUUUUUGCGGGUUGGAGUUGAGAGUUAUAUGCAGGGGCAGGUUAACACGUGAGAAAAUAUGGUAUGUGCUCUUGUCAUAUCUCUCGCGUCCUGCUGUCUGCACUGUUCGUCGUGUUGAACAAAAUGCAUUUUGGCCCAGCUUCGAACUCUUGUAUCGAUGACAUUGUCAUUGGGGGUGAUAAGACGGCACAGUUCCUAAAGGAAUCAAAUAUACUAAAAUGUUAGGAAUGUGCUUGUAAGCUCAGUUACUGGAACGGACCUGGUGAUGUGUUGUAAAGAAAUAAUACUUUGUGUAAACUGGAAUAAUAAAUCUGCCAUUUUUCCUAAAAACAAAACAUCUGUGGGGAAAGAAUAACCUUUGACAACAGCUGCAUAGACAUUUUGAAACUCCCUGGAACAAAACAAAAACUGGACUUUGUUUUUUCAGAGUUCUCUAGCUGUGGUCAAAACUGACAUACGAGCACAAUCGUGGUAUUUUACUAUGCUCCAUCAGUGAUAUCACCCGGCGUGAUGGUCUAGUGGUUACGGUGCUCGACCGCUGACCCGAAGGUCUCAGGAUUGAACCCCAGUUGCAGUGGCCGCAUUUUGAUGCAGGCAAAAUGCUGGACAACCGUAGUAUUGGGACGUAAAAACUAGACUGUGCACCGCCGCCACCACCUGUUUUAAUCUCACUACUCUGCGCCACCGCCUAAGUCCCAAGAGUGAUCAUCACAGUGCCACCGCAGUGUUAUAAUUGCAGCACACCACCAUUUGUCUUUUCUUUUCAUCCGAACGGUGAAUCUGAACAUAAAAUACAUCACUUCAGUGGAAGUUGUAUA